AUGGGGAACUCGUUGCCUCCUCCUAAUCCUCAGCGGAAGGACAAAGACACCAAUGCGGUUGCAGCGCCUCGCCCGCCGCAACUCUAUCCGGAUUUGCACCAUGCAAUCCCAAGCGAGCCAGAGUUCGGGAAGCCGACAAGUCUUGGAGCCUCACCACAACCGUUUGCGAGGACACAGCCGCUUGUAAGACCAGGCACCAAUGUAUCAGCACCUAGACAGGCCGGCGGAAAUCAAAAAGACAAAUACUCUAAUCUUUUCGUCCCUCCGAAGAACCCUUCGCAGCGAGCAGAGCUGCACAAACCUCACGUGUCUACAAACCCAUUACAAGCAUUCCGAGCUAUUAAGAGCAGCAACAGCCAGCCUGCUAAACCAUCUUCGUCUCGUGCGCUGCCCCAGGAUGACGACGUCGUCGAAAUACCCAACCCUACAAGCUUUCCCAGAUGGCAACCGAAGCCUUUCGUUCAUCCUACAUUCUCCUCUCAGACAUCGACGAAUCCUUACUUUAAACCUCAGAAUGUUGUGGACCUCACACUGGACCGGAGCGGAAUGGCUGCGAAGAAUGAUUUCUUCAAGGAGGAGUCAUACUCGAAUGCGGAUCCUUACAUCUACAUGGAUUCAGCUCAAGCAAACGAGAACAUCAAAGCCCUUCUGGAAGGGGCGUUUGAAGAGGAAGAGGACAAACCGCGGACACGAAGUAGAAAGAAACCAUCCGAGACGAAGGUGGACGAUCUGGCGGACAAGAUCAAGAACAUGACUGUUAAAGGGGAGGACAAGACAGACGCAGACGACGAGGAGGAAGAGGAAGAGGAAGAGGAAGAAGACGGUACUGUCGUCGGACUCAAAGUCAAGCUUCUUCCUCAUCAGAUCGAAGGUGUCAGUUGGAUGCGCGACAAGGAGACGGGCACGAAGAAGACCAGAGGAGUGUUACCGAAGGGCGGCAUUCUGGCAGAUGACAUGGGCUUGGGAAAGACGAUACAGUCGAUAGCACUCAUACUCACCAACCCCAAGCCAAGUACCCAGGAGUUGGAGGCGACUAAGCGCAAACUGCCUGAGGGAAUCUGCAAGGGCACUCUUGUGGUGGCUCCGCUCGCUUUGAUCAAACAGUGGGAAGGUGAAAUCAAGGACCGGAUUGACGAAGACCAUGCUUUGAAGGUCUGUGUCCAUCAUGGACCCCAGCGAGCAAAGAGCUACAAGGAGCUCCUGAAAUACGACAUUGUCAUCACCACCUAUCAGACGCUCUCAUCGGAACAUGCAGGAUCCGAGGGCUCACUGAAAGUCGGGUGUUUCGGAGUGCAUUGGUACAGAAUCAUGCUGGACGAGGCACAUUCAAUCAAAAAUCGCAAUGCCAAAGCCACGAAAGCCGCUUGCGCCUUGAAUGCGGAAUACCGGUGGUGUCUUACCGGCACUCCGAUGCAAAACAACCUGGACGAAUUGCAAAGCCUAAUCCACUUUCUGCGGAUCAAGCCUUACGAUGAUUUGAAUCAAUGGCGGGAGCAAAUCACCAAACCCUGGAACAAUGGCAAGGCAGGACUCGCGCUUAGGCGGUUGCAGGUCUACCUGAAAGCCUUUAUGAAGCGGCGAACGAAAGACGUCCUGAAGCAACAGGGUCCUUCCAAGGACGGGAAGGGCCGGGUAGAAGGGAAGUCUCCUGGCUUCAAGAUUGUUGCACGGACUGUUGAGAAAGUCGAGGCCGAGUUUACAGACGCGGAGCGAGAGUUUUACAAGCGACUCGAAUCAAGAACGGACCGAAGUUUGGAGAUGAUGAUGGCAGGCAACAAAAUGAGCUACGCCUCGGCGUUGGUGCUUCUGAUGCGCCUCCGACAAGCCUGUAACCACCCCAAACUGACAGGUAGUGAUCUGAGCACCGAAAAUGACGCUUUGAGCGGCAGUCAGACACCCAGUCGAAGAAAAGCCAGUGUUGAAGAUGAUAUGGACAACAUUGCGAAUAUGCUUGGUGGACUUAGUGUGGAGACCAAGCGAUGUGAUGUGUGCCAGGUCGAGCUCAGCAGGAAAGAAGCUUCGGAGGGAGUCAUUCGCUGUGUCGAAUGUGAAGCAGAUCUGCGAAACUCGAAUGCACAAUUCCAGGAGAAGAAGAAAGCAAAGAAAGAGAGGAGAAUCCAGCAGGAACGACGAGCGGUUACAGCUCAGCGAAGAGUCGCCCGGCGUAUCGUCGAGGACAGCGACGAAGAAGAGAACGGAGAAGAAGACGCAGACGAUGCUUCCUCAUCUCUUGCAGAAGAUGGUACCGACGAUGAUGAAUAUUCUUCAGACGAGUCCGACUCCCAAGAGGCGAGCAUUUUCCAAUCGACCAAGAUCCGACGGCUCAUGUCCAUCUUGAAGUCGGACUCGCACCAACACAAGUACAUCGUCUUUUCCUUUUUCACGUCGAUGCUGGACCUGAUCGAACCGUUUCUGAAGGACAACCGCGUCCGGUUCGUGCGCUAUGACGGCAAAAUGCGCAAUGACGCCCGUGAGGCAAGCUUGCACUCUCUGCGAAGCGAUCCCUCUGUCCGGGUUCUGCUCUGCUCACUUCGGGCAGGAAGUCUCGGUCUGAAUCUCACGGCGGCCAGUCGGGUGGUGAUCCUGGAGCCGUUCUGGAAUCCGUUCGUUGAAGAGCAGGCGAUUGACCGGGUGCAUCGGCUGAAUCAAAUCCAUGACGUCAAGGUCUACAAGCUCACAGUGAAGGAUACCGUGGAGGAGCGGAUUCUCGAGCUCCAAGAGAAGAAGCGCGAACUAGCCAACGCCACCAUUGAAGGCAAGAAGGGAGCCAUGAAGCUGACACUACAAGACAUGUUGAAGUUGUUCGGUAGAGAGGCGGAAAGCGAACAUCCCGUUGAGGUGAACAGCGUUGAGAUGGGAUCGAGUCGGGGACGCGGACUCCUGGAGAGGACGACCACCUCGUCUAAUAAUACAGUUGCUACGGGUAGACCGGCCGGGGCUUACGGCUCUGGUUCCGGUUCCGGCAGCAAUGGGAGUGGUGGGCGCGAGAGGAUGCGUAUCAGCGAUGGGGCGAAGAAUCCUCGCAAGGAGCAUGAGAUUUAUGGUCGGAGAUGGUGA
Molecule: messenger RNA, 3057 nt
Organism: Capronia epimyces CBS 606.96
Lineage: Eukaryota; Fungi; Ascomycota; Eurotiomycetes; Chaetothyriales; Herpotrichiellaceae
Exons: 1
Coding region: 1-3057 (1018 amino acids)
Cellular component (GO): cytoplasm
Molecular function (GO): ATP binding; ATP-dependent chromatin remodeler activity
Source: RefSeq, a predicted model, not a curated record